AUGAGGUGGAUCACGCUCCUAGCUGCCCUGCUGCCCCUCGCAAAGAGUGGUAUCAAUCUAGACGAGGUGCUGGACUCAAAGUGGGAAUUCUUUAAGAAGAUCUUCAGGAAAGAAUAUAAAAGCAAGAUGGAUGAAGUCUCCAGAAGACACAUCUGGGAGAAGAACCUCAAAUACGUCAACACCCACAACCUAGAAUAUUUCCUGGGAAAACAGACUUUUCAAAUGACCAUGAACCGCCUGGCCGAUAUGACAAGUGAAGAGAUAGUACAGAAGAUGACCGGCCUCAAAGUCCCUCCUUCUCAUAAGCCCAACAACAACACUGUGUACAUCCCGGACUGGAAAAAGAGGAUACCUGGCUCAGUAGAUUACAGAAAGAAAGGCUACGUCACUCCUGUGAAGAAUCAGGGCCAAUGCGGAUCCUGCUGGGCGUUUAGCUCCGUGGGGGCCCUGGAAGGCCAGCUCAAGAAGAAGACGGGCAAAUUGCUCAACCUCAGCCCCCAGAACCUGGUCGACUGCGUCACUGGUUGUGAUGGCUGUGAUGGCGGCUACGUGACCAAGGCCUUUGAGUACAUACAGGAGAACAAAGGCAUCAAUUCAGACACUUCCUAUCCAUACAUCGGCGAUGACGAAAGCUGUAAGUACAACCCAAGCGCCAAGGCCGCCAAGUGCCAGGGCUUCCAGGAGCUCCCCAAAGGGGAUGAGAAGGCCCUGAGGAGGGCCGUAGCCCAGAUUGGCCCCAUCUCGGUGGGCAUCGACGUCAGCUUGGAGUCCUUCAAACUCUAUCGCAAAGGUGUGUAUUAUGACGAGAACUGCAGUUCCAGCAACGUCAACCACGCCGUCCUGGUCGUGGGCUUCGGCACCAAGCAAGGCAAAAAAUACUGGAUCGUCAAAAACAGUUGGGGAGAGGACUGGGGUGAGAAGGGUUACAUCCUGAUGGCCCGGGACAGGAACAAUGCCUGCGGGAUCGCCAACAUGGCCAGCUUCCCUAAGAUGUGA
This is a messenger RNA of Euleptes europaea (tarantolino), 996 nucleotides long. Its product is annotated as cathepsin K-like. The coding region runs from base 1 to 996 and encodes 331 amino acids. The record is from RefSeq and is a predicted model, not a curated record. Gene Ontology annotation, molecular function: cysteine-type endopeptidase activity. Gene Ontology annotation, cellular component: lysosome. The transcript has 7 exons. Lineage: Eukaryota; Metazoa; Chordata; Lepidosauria; Squamata; Sphaerodactylidae. Gene Ontology annotation, biological process: immune response.